This is a messenger RNA of Asparagus officinalis (garden asparagus), 1942 nucleotides long. RefSeq names its product acyl-coenzyme A oxidase 4, peroxisomal-like. Gene Ontology annotation, cellular component: peroxisome. The coding region runs from base 124 to 1440 and encodes 438 amino acids. Gene Ontology annotation, biological process: fatty acid beta-oxidation. The transcript is spliced from 13 exons. Lineage: Eukaryota; Viridiplantae; Streptophyta; Magnoliopsida; Asparagales; Asparagaceae. The record is from RefSeq and is a predicted model, not a curated record. Gene Ontology annotation, molecular function: acyl-CoA dehydrogenase activity; flavin adenine dinucleotide binding.
AUCGAUCUUCUCAAAUUGCGUGCCCCAUCUCUCACCUUCACGAAAGUCGUUACUCACUUCAUUUGGCCUCUCCCUCUCUCUCUCUCUCUCUCUCAACUUUCUCUCUCUAGAAAUCCCUCGGCCAUGGCUCCUGCAUCAAAAACUCAAGGUGAGCAAUCAAAGGAGGGUAUGGGUUCUCAUGUCGGAUUGCCGGCGUUGGAUCUCUCUGCUGCUUUUCCACAGGCAACGCCAGCUUCAGUUUUCCCUCCACUGGUGUCAGACUACUAUCAAUUUGGUGAUCUUUUAAGUUCUGAGGAGAAGGCUUUGCGCAAAAGAAUUCGGGAGGUCAUGGAGAAAGAAAUUGCUCCUAUCAUGACAGAGUACUGGGAGAAGGCAGAGUUCCCUUUUCACGCCAUUCCUAAGCUUGCUAGCCUCCAUGUUGCUGGUGGGACAAUAAAGGGUUAUGGGUGUCCAGGCCUCUCUAUUACUGGAAGUGCUAUUGCUACUGCUGAAAUGGCCAGGGUUGAUGCAAGCUGCUCUACAUUUAUUUUGGUGCACUCUUCUUUGGCAAUGCUUACAAUAGCAUUAUGUGGAUCUGAGGAACAAAAACAGAAGUACUUGCCGUCAUUAGCUGAACUACAUACAGUUGCUUGUUGGGCUUUAACUGAACCGGAUUAUGGAAGUGAUGCCAGUUCUUUGAGGACCACUGCAACAAAGGUAGCUGGAGGUUGGUUGUUAGACGGCCAAAAACGUUGGAUAGGAAACAGCACUUUUGCUGAUGUACUGAUAAUUUUUGCUCGCAACACAAGUACAAACCAGAUAAAUGGAUUCAUUGUAAAGAAGGGUACCCCUGGUUUGAAGGCAACAAAGAUUGAGAACAAAAUUGGUUUGAGAAUUGUUCAGAAUGGGGAUAUUCUCAUAAACAAAGUGUUUGUCCAUGAUGAGGACAGGCUUCCUGGUGUCAAUUCGUUCCAAGAUACGAGCAAGGUGCUUGCUGUCUCACGUGUUAUGGUUGCGUGGCAACCCAUUGGUAUUGUAAUGGGGGUAUUUGACAUUUGCCACCGGUAUUUAAAGGAGAGAAAGCAAUUUGGUGCUCCAUUAGCUUCAUUCCAGAUUAACCAAGAAAAACUUGUUCGUAUGCUUGGCAAUGUUCAAGCAAUGUUUCUUGUUGGUUGGCGAUUGUGCAAGUUGUAUGAAUCUGGAAAAAUGACUGCUGGUCAUGCUAGCUUGGGAAAGGCCUGGAUAUCGUUACGAGCAAGGGAAACAGUUGCUCUUGGUAGAGAAUUAAUGGGUGGAAACGGAAUAUUGUCAGACUUUUUAGUGGCAAAGGCUUUCUGCGAUUUGGAGCCAAUAUAUACAUUCGAGGGAACUUAUGAGAUCAAUAGUUUGGUGACUGCAAGAGAAAUCACCGGGAUCGCUAGCUUCAAACCUGCUGUGCGCAGUAAAGCAAGUCGACUGUAAUCCAUCGGGUGGUCUCGACAAUUACCCUGGAUCAUACUUGGCUUGAUUCCAUUGUAAUCAAUGGUGUUGAAGUUUACAGACAACGGUGACAAUGGGAUAAAAGUCGGAAUAAAAUUAAAAAUGGCAGAUCAUGUUCUGCUUCAAGUUGUUGUAACAUUAACUCUGCUUAUUAUAUAUGCUCUGUAGAAGUACACAACGAAGGAUUUGAAUGCUGCACUUUAUGAAGUCGUAUAAGAAUGCGUCACUUUGUAGAGCCUCACCGGAGAAAACAGGGAUUUGAAUGCUUGCACCAGGCAGAAAACUUUGUAAUUUUCAAUGAAGGGAAAUGAUAGUUGUACUGCAAGACUUGUUUUGCUCUUGUACCCCAGACACAGAAAAGUGGUGUUCACAGCAACCAAUAAUUUCUUUUUGCAAUUUACUAUAAUUCUUUUUUUUUUGUGUGUGUGUGUGCGUGUGUAAGAAUAAUAUAGCUCUUGUGGAAUAAUAUAGCUCUUGUGUACAA